AUGAGUACUACCACGGCGACCAUCACCGUUACCACCAUGACUCUGCCCGGCCCCGCUGGCACGGCUCCACCGCCGACGCCGACGCCGUCGUCGCAGACCGGCACUGGCACUGGCACUGGCAUCGGCGCCGCCGCCGCCGCCGCCGAGCAACAUCACCAACUCCGGCAGGACCCCGAGCAGACCUUCACUCUGUUCCCGGACCUGCCCGCCGAGCUGCGCCUGCGGAUCUGGGACUUCUCCCUGCAGCCCCGCGUCGUGGUCCUGCACACCCGCAAGGCGCACUACUCGGACCCGGACAAGCAGCCGGGCAGCGUCGCCCUGCCGCCCUGGAAGAGCAGCUGCCGCAACCCGGCGGCGCUGUACGCCUGCUCCGAGUCGCGCUCCGUCGCCCUCGAGCGCUACCCCGUCACCAUCCCGCUGCCCGGCGAGGGCAACCGCCGCCCGCACGGCCUGUACCUCGACCCGGAGCGCGACACGGUCGUCGUGCUCGGCGACUUUGACGUCCAGCGCCUGCGCAAGCUCAACGACGUCAUUGAGAUGCAGCAGCUCGAGCUUGAGCCGCUGCGGAGGCGCUACGACGCAUACGACGGCCCCCUGUCGGAGAGGCUGGGCAUGAAGCGCGCGGGGCUGAGCGCCGCCUGCUUCACGAGCGAAGGCUCCGGCGCCAUGCUCGCCGCCUUUGGGCGCACCGCCCUUAGGAAAUUCGACGAGGUGGUUCUCGUCCUGCAUUUCGAGCUGACGCCUCCCUCCUGGUUCACCCGUGGGUCAUGUUCCCUGGAGGAGUGCACGCCGGAUAAUUUUCAAUAUCAACGCUUCGCAGAGGGCAAAGGGAGGAGUCUCAGGGCGGGUUCUGGCUGGAUGGUCGUCGGCAAGAACCCGCUUAAGUUGCGAGACCUGGUCUUCAAGCAAGACGGGUGGUGA
Molecule: messenger RNA, 921 nt
Organism: Thyridium curvatum
Lineage: Eukaryota; Fungi; Ascomycota; Sordariomycetes; Thyridiales; Thyridiaceae
Exons: 1
Coding region: 1-921 (306 amino acids)
Source: RefSeq, a predicted model, not a curated record